This is a messenger RNA of Anoplophora glabripennis (Asian longhorned beetle), 2510 nucleotides long. RefSeq names its product BMP-binding endothelial regulator protein. Bases 7 to 1935 code for a protein of 642 amino acids. NCBI's taxonomy places the organism in Eukaryota, Metazoa, Arthropoda, Insecta, Coleoptera, Cerambycidae. The transcript has 7 exons. The record is from RefSeq and is a predicted model, not a curated record. Gene Ontology annotation, molecular function: protein binding.
GAAACAAUGAAGAAGAUUUUGUAUAUUUCCUUAUCAUUAACGCUUUUCACACUCGUAGCUGCACAAACGGUGAUAGAUGGCAAACGGGCACCUUGCUCCAAUGAAGGUGAAAGGGUGUCACUGGACAACAUAGACAAACAUCGAUGCUUUUCCUGUAUUUGUAAGAAUGGAUAUGUCGAAUGCGAUAAUGUGUGUCCAAGGAUAGAUGAAUGUCAUUUAGUAGUAGAAGAUGAUUGUUGCAAACGAUGUAAAGGUUGCAUUUAUAAAGGCAUUUAUCACCCAAGUCACACGGAAUGGACGAGCUCUACUAACGCAUGUAAAGUAUUAAGAUGUGAAGCAGGUGUUGUUACCGAGUCGGAUUUGCAUUGUCACACGCCCUGUGCGAACCCUCUGCCGCCUGAACCAGGAAAAUGUUGUUCCACAUGUCCAGAGUGCAAGAUAAAUGGGCAAAUUGCCUCGGAUGAUCGAGACGUGAUAUCUGAUGAUCCCUGCCUGAAAUGUCGAUGUAGUGAUGGAAAGAUGAUUUGUGCGAAAAAAUCAUGUCCUGUGCUCCAAUGCAUUCCUGAGCGACAGUACCACUCUCCUGGAGAGUGCUGUCCACGAUGUAAGGGCACCAGAGCCCUAAUAGAGUUAAAGAAUAGGUGUACUCUGCAAGCAUUCGUACUUAGGGAAGGAACUUCCAUCAACUUAGAUAAAUGUACUAAUUGUACGUGUCAGAAUGAAACGUCAGUUUGUACUAGGGCGUCUUGUCCGAUCUUGGAUUGCGCACCAGAGUUACAAAAACCGGUUCCGGGCAGUUGCUGCAAGAAGUGCAUUAUGCCAGAAGAGGUUCGAACUCAAUGUUUUCAUGCAGGGAAAUUGUAUGAGGAUGGCCAACAGUGGAAACUCGAUUCCUGCAAAUCCUGUAAGUGCCAAAGAGGGAUGCCUAGCUGCGCAAUUACAAAAUGCAACACAACUUGUACUGCGGGAACUCGACUAGUGCAUUCUUCCGAGGAAUGUUGCCCUAAAUGUGUUGAAGUUGAGGGAGCGUGCAUGGUCUUUGGCGAUCCUCAUUACAAGUCUUUCGAUGGGAAAAUAUUCAGCUUUAAAGGGGUUGGAAAGUACCAGUUAACAGCUGAUUGUCAAAACAACACUUUUUCGGUGAAAGUGGCCAAUGCAAAUAAAGUUUCAUCUACGUCGACAAAAAGAGUAGCUGUGCAAUAUGGUAACAUCCGUAUAAAUCUACAGCAGAAGGGCAGAAUUAAGUACAAUGGUCAACGCAUAAAAGCCCCUUAUGAGGUAAAACAUAAAUUCCGUGUAGAAAAGAUGCGUGAUAUUAUCGAAAUUAAUCUUCAGAAUGGUGUAAACUUGUUUUGGAAUGGGAAAAGUUUCCUUGAAGUAACUGUCCCGGCUUCAUUCAAAAAUAAAUUAUGUGGACUAUGUGGUAAUUUUAAUUCCAAUGUUCAAGACGAUCUGAAAACUAAAGGGGGACGAAUUGUUACUGACAAGGAAAUUCUUGGCUUUGGCACCUCUUGGUGUACCGGUAAACGAAGCGAUUGUGCGAAAAAGCUAAAGUCGGCAAAUAAGGCUACUUGUACAAACAGACAUCGCACUGAAAAAAAUCUUUGCAAAUAUUUCAGUAGCGAGCCAUUUACAGCAUGUGAUUCUAAACUAAAUUAUAGUAAGUAUUAUAAGGCUUGCAAAAUAGAUAUGUGCCACUGUCCAAACGGAAAAUGUUACUGUGAAAGUCUAUUGGCGUAUGCAAGGGAAUGUCAAAGAUUAGGUGUUAAAUUGCCUAAUUGGCAGAAGCAUAGUUAUUGUGACGCCAAUAGUUUGAGGCGGCCUAGUACUUCACAUAAGUCGCAUAACAAGCACAAACACAAUGCUUUGCUUAGAUAUAUACCAAAAAAUUUAAACAAAACCAGAGGUUCAGUAGACCCUAUUCCAAUACACUAGAUUUAUAAACGUUUAGAUAGCUAGUCAUUGUCAGUAUUUACCAGGACGCAUGUAGAAUAAAUCGAAAACGUGUAAAUAUUGUUUAAAGUAUUAUUAUAUUGUAAAUUUCUGUAAUGAUGUAUCGCAUGCUUAGUAAAUUUGAAUUUGUGUUUAAAAUGCUGGCCAUUUUAAAUGCCACUUAAAUAUAUAAUGAUCUCUUCACAAGAAGACUUGUGGGCUAUGAUAGUAGAAACAGUUUUUGUCUCUGAAUACUUGGGCAUUUGUAAUUGUCUAUUAUGAAUAAGAAUAAUUAACUUCUAAGAAGUUUAUUCUUAAUUAUUUAUGACUAUAGAUAAUUACUUCAUUAUUUAUAGAGAUGCUGAAAGUAGAAAUUUUUUGAAUUGACAAAAUCGAUACAUACUACUUACUGACUAUAAAAAACUACUUAUGACAAAUAUAUAGUGAAGAAAAUAUGUAAAAUUUUUUAGUUUUCCUUAUUCUCUUGUAUUUUAUAACUUCACCCCUUUACCUUUUAUAUACAGGGUGUUUCGCAUAAGAACCGACACAGAGGAGGGGCAUGCGGUGAUUUAACGCAA